AUGAAGAUCGCUAGUGUUCAAGACUGGAGUCUGCCUCUGCGCUGCUCCCUCACCGCCGACGUCUCAGCAGCCCCGCCAUCAACACAUCUGCAACUGCGCGUCAAAGCCGUCAGGGUUGCACUCCAUUGUGCAGGAGCGUCCUGGGCGCCUGCUCUACAUCGACGCCCCAACGGCGCCGCUACUGCCGAGCACGCCAAUGUGCUCAAUUGCGACCUCGUGCUCCUCCCGAGCGCCAGCUGCGGCCCCGUCGCCGUCGCCGCCCUUGUCAACCCAGUUUCCAGCUGUUGGAUGGCGCUGUGUCGGCGAGUCAUAAGUGGCCUAACCGUCCUCAUCUUGGCUGUUACCAGCACGAUCGGUUGGGCCGGUGCGCAGGUGGCGCGCUUUCUUAGCGACGCAAGGGUGCUGGGCGUGUCGAGAAGCAUUGUGGAGGGAGUCGGCGUUGACGAGCAUGUUUUGCUCCCACCGUCUGAUCAGCGGUUGAAUAUCUCCGGCCUCGGACGUGUCCAUGUCAUCCUGGACUAUAUGGGCGGAACACGGGCGCGGCAUAUGCUGGAAACGGUAGUGAACACCGUAUAA
This is a messenger RNA of Pyricularia grisea, 576 nucleotides long. RefSeq lists its product as uncharacterized. The record is from RefSeq and is a predicted model, not a curated record. The transcript has 2 exons. NCBI's taxonomy places the organism in Eukaryota, Fungi, Ascomycota, Sordariomycetes, Magnaporthales, Pyriculariaceae. Bases 1 to 576 code for a protein of 191 amino acids.